AAGCAAAAGCAACAGCAACAACAACAACUACAGGCAACGGAAAGAACUAUGCAAAGCCAGCUGCUGCUGCUGCUGUUGGUUCGCUUCAAAACCGGUCGACGACGCCGCAGUUGCAUUCAGUUAUUAACGAGCGCUACUCACAGCUACAGCAACGGCAGCAGCGGCAGCCACAGCAGCAGCAGCAACAGCCACAGCAGAAGUCACUUCACUCAACCAACACAGACACACACGCACACAUCGAGUGAGAGAGCGAGAGAGGAAGAGAGCCGAGAUAAGCAUACACACACACACACACGUACACACAUCGUCGUUUUGCCUUUUCACGAGUUUGAGUCGGAGAGCGCGGCACGCAAACAGAAUUCAGUUUGAGUUGAGACGUUGUCGUGGGCACGUCGCAGCAAAGAGAAGAGCGCAGUAACACAACUAUAACUACAACUACAACUACAGCUACAACCAUACAUAGCAAAGCAAAGCACAAAAGACGUAAAAAUAAUCAGACACUAUACAAACGCUUAGUGCCAAGUGACAGUGCAGAAAAAUAAAAGAUCCAAAUCAAAGUGCUAAACAAAAACUAAAAGCUAAGAAAGCAAAAGAAACACACAAAAUAAAAGCAGGGAAUAUGUCUUCAACUUCGGCCUCGCCCAUCAGCAACAUAACCGUGGACGACGAGCUUAACAUAAGCAGAGAACAAGAUUUUGCCGAGGAGGAUUUCAUUGUUAUCAAGGAGGAGCGCGAAAGCAGCUUGUCGCCAAUGUUGACGCCACCGCACACGCCCACCGAGGAGCCAAUGCCACGACGUGUCGCGCCAGAGGAGUCGGUGGCCACACAGUUGCACAUGCGACACAUGGCGCACUAUCAGCAACAGCAACAGCAGCAGCAACAACAGCAGCAACAUCAUCAGCAGCAUCGUCUGUGGCUGCAGAUGCAGCAGCAGCAACAACAACAACAACAGCAUCCACAUGGCCACUAUCCAGUCUAUGCUGGGGCCAAUGCCGAUCCUGUUGCAGUGCAUCAGCAGGCGCUGCUGAUGAAUCAAUGGAUACGCAAUGCUGCCAUCUACCAGCAGCAGCAGCAACAACAGGCAGCAGCUGCCGCAGCACAGGGACAUCACCAUCAUCAUGGGCAUCCCCAUCACCAUGGCCAUCAUCAUGGUCAUGCGGCACAUGGUCAUGCCCCAGCCCAUGGCCAUCCGCAUGUCCGCCCCUAUCCCGCUGGACUGCACAAUCUGCAUGCAGCCGCUCGCCACUUUGGUGUUCUACCCAAACUGCAGCUGAGCGGUGCAGCAGGAGCAGCAGCCGCUGCUGCGGCAGGCGGCAGCGGUGGCAGCAGUCGCCCCAAGAAGCAGUUCAUCUGCAAGUACUGUAAUCGCCAGUUCACAAAAUCGUACAAUCUGCUGAUCCAUGAGCGCACACACACCGAUGAGCGUCCCUAUUCCUGUGAUAUCUGCGGCAAGGCGUUCAGGCGUCAGGAUCAUUUGCGUGACCAUCGCUACAUUCACUCCAAGGAGAAGCCCUUCAAGUGCAACGAUUGCGGCAAAGGCUUCUGCCAGUCGCGCACUCUGGCCGUGCACAAGGUGACCCAUCUGGAGGAGGGACCCCACAAGUGCAACAUCUGCCAUCGCAGCUUCAAUCAGCGUGCCAAUCUCAAGAGUCAUCUGCAGAGUCACAGCGAAUCGGCCACGAGCGCAGCAGCCGCAGCCCAGGCAGCGCCAACAUCGCCACCACAGACAACGCCAGCUCCUCAGUUGGUCAGUCCGGUGGAUCUGUCCUCGUCGGCUGCCCCGGAGCGUCCCAAGCGUGCGUUGGGCUUCACCAUUGAUGAGAUCAUGAGCAGAUAG
Messenger RNA from Drosophila sulfurigaster albostrigata, 1837 nucleotides. RefSeq names its product protein odd-skipped (gene odd). Gene Ontology annotation, cellular component: nucleus. The record is from RefSeq and is a predicted model, not a curated record. NCBI's taxonomy places the organism in Eukaryota, Metazoa, Arthropoda, Insecta, Diptera, Drosophilidae. The transcript is spliced from 2 exons. Gene Ontology annotation, biological process: embryonic pattern specification; regulation of transcription by RNA polymerase II; embryonic hindgut morphogenesis. Gene Ontology annotation, molecular function: RNA polymerase II transcription regulatory region sequence-specific DNA binding; DNA-binding transcription factor activity, RNA polymerase II-specific. Bases 620 to 1837 code for a protein of 405 amino acids.